CGGUGAGGCAACAAGGCAUCAUAUGAAAACGGCCAUGUCGUGGUGCUAGCAAGUUGGUGGAAGAACGAACGGGCAAGAAUCUUUGUUAGAAGUGUACAAACAGGACAAAAAUAAAGUAGCUAGCUAGCUAGUUGCCAGAUACUUUUGGAAGAUAUAUAUUUAUUUUCCACACUCAAAGAAAAAGGAAGGACGGUAUGAGUGGAGGGACGCCUUACAUCGGGAGUAAAAUUAGCCUAAUCUCGAAGGCCGAGAUUCGCUAUGAAGGAAUUUUAUACACCAUUGACACCGAAAAUUCGACUGUUGCUCUCGCCAAAGGUAAGCUAAAACGUAUACCUUACAAUCAAAUAAGUCGAUAAAUUGAGAACUCCUCACUUUUUACUAGUAAUGGGGUGCAGGUAUUUAGUCUGUCACUGUCAAAUUGUUUGCAAUGCUAGUUAGCAUAGCUAGUAGAUAUUUUUGUCGAAUGCGUAAUCAUGCGUGUGGCAGGCUUGUUAGCCGAGCUAAUUUAUCUCGCCCGUUUCAGUGCAAACGCUCUGGCCUGUUUCAUUCAUGCUUUGUUGCAUUAUUUAGCUGACCGGGUUAUCAUUUCAGCUAGUUAGUUAAUGAACGUUUGCUAACUUACAUGAUUAGGUAGCUAACGUUAGCAGUUAUGGGUGAUGGGAAAUCGGCAAGCUAACUAGCUAACGACGUUGACCUUAAUUUCCUUGCUUGAAAGUGCAAUUUAACUGCUAACUCUAGGGACCCAGUUCUAUUGUUUCUCCAGUGGCAGCUAGCUGCCUGUUCGCACUGGUAUGUGCAUGCGCUCACUUGCAUGCUCUUUGUUUACGUCCUGCCCGGCCUUUCCAUUUUGUCAAUACUAGAAUGUACAAUGAAUGGUGAUUGAUCUGGCAGACAAUCAAUGAUAGUCACACUGUUGUAAUUUUGUCUCUGUCUGACAUUUGUUUAUCCCAACAGUCCGCUCCUUUGGCACUGAGGACCGCCCUACUGACAGGCCAAUUCCACCACGGGAUGAAGUCUUCGAGUACAUAAUCUUCAGAGGCAGUGACAUCAAGGACCUGACUGUUUGCGAGCCACCCAAAGCCACCAGCUCCCUGCCUCAGGACCCUGCCAUUGUUCAAGUAAGCAUUUCCAAGUUUAUUUUCUGUUUACAUAUGUAAUAGUUCUGUAUGUGGUUGUGUCUAACAUUUUGUUUUACUUCCCCAGUCCUCAAUUGGAUCCUCCAAUGCUCCACCCCCAUCAUUCCAGUCUGUGGGCUCAUAUGCACCCUUUAGCAGCAGGGCGCCUGUCCCCCUUUACAGCCAGUUUAACCCCAGCCCCCAGGUGUCCCAGCAGUUUGGAGUUGUCGGUGGAGGUUGGUACAUUCAUCUUGUUGAUUCGCCAUUCUAUAAUCUCUGAGAUGUCUGAAAUGAAGAAUGAUCUUGAAAGCUCUUGUAUUGUCAGUGUGAAAUGCAAUGCUGUUGGAACUAAUCAUUUUAUUCUUUAGCAUAUCUGCCUCUCAAUAUCAUAAAAUGUUAUGUUCUAUGUGGUAUGUUGCUUGCAGUUAACAUCAGUGGAGGACUAAACUUCUUGCAUUAUUAUAAUCACACCCCUGCCUAGCCAUUGAUCAUGACUCAGUACCAUUACAUUACACAUAAGUUAUUGAGUGAAGGCGUCUUCUGUAUGGGGGAGUUUUGUUAAGAUCCCCAACGCUCGGUCUGAACAUUAACACACACCACUUGCGGUAUGGUUUUGGAAGUAUAAGGAUCUUAUCUUUCAUAUCAUCGAAAUAAUUAUUAAACAAAAGGUUACAUUGAUCACAUUUGAUUUGUCACAUGUGCCGAAUACAACAGGUGUAGACUUUACAGUGAAAUACUUACUUACAAGCCCUUAACCAACAAUGCAGUUUUAAGAAAAAUAAGUGUUUAAGUAAAAAAUAUUUAGAAUCGAUUCACGUUUAAAUUGAGUAUUUGGCUGUGUUGGCUGCCAGAGCCAGUCUACCUUUGAAGAUAUCACAUAAGGUCCUUGGACCUUAAGGAGUAAUGGUAGGCUCCUUAACAGUACAUCUUGGGCUAACCCCUGACUUGUCUUCUAGGUCACACCAGUCCCCAGCUGGACCCUCUGAGGAAAAGCCCUUUCCUGGAGCAGGCAGUGCAGACUGCCCCCACCACUGCCCAUGCUGCACCUGCACCAGUGGGACAAAGGAGCCCAGCUGGCCCACCAGCCAGGCCCAUCACUACCCUGAGCAACCAGAAGCCUCCAGACAUCCUGGAACAGAGGAGGGGUGAGGCUGACAGGGGAGGCUGUAGCCAGGCUUGGCCUGAACGUCCACAAUACAAUGCUGUCACACAGACUAGUCUACAUUGCCUGUUUAGAACAAUUGCUUGAUCGGCUAUGUCGCUAAGUGAAGCACCUGGCCAUAUGGCUUUCUAGUUUAGAAUAUUGUAUUUUGAAGACUCAUAACUUGACUGAUAUGUCAAAAUAAUUGCUAGUUUGAUCUGUUAUUUUGUGCUGUUUAGGCCCUGAGGUUCAGAAAAUACCCAGAACAGAUUCUGAGCAAGGUGGUGGCGACAACCGGAAUAACCGUCAAUGUGGUGAGUUGGUUCUCAUGAAACUAACAGUGUACUUGUUAACCUGUGACUCUCGCCCUAGUUUCUGUUUUGUAUACUGCCUUACUGGUAUUAAUGUACCCAUGUUUUCUGUCAAGAUCUAGACGUAUUCAAACAAUCAUUUAAACGCUGCUUUGAUGUUAUUGGUUGUCUGACUCCUCUGCUGUCCUGUCUUCCCAGCCGGUGGUCCUCCCCCUCAGCGCCGUGGUCGUGGAGGUGGUCACCGUGGGAGAGGCCGCUUCAACCCACACAGGGACGGCCCCAUGAAGUUUGAUCAAGACUUUGACUUUGAGACUGCCAAUGCUCAGUUCAACAAGGAGGAGAUUGAAAAAGAGUUUCAGAACAAACUCAAACUGAAAGGUACUACUUGUAAUUAUUAUAGCAAAUUCCACGCAGCAUUAAUGUCAUGGCCUAGCCUGUGUUCCUACCUGAAAUCCCAGGCUGCCACACUGUUGAUUUGGAACUUGCGUCAAAAUGUUUCGUGUACUCUUUAUCCUCUUAGCUUAAUCCAAGUUUAUGAAGAAGAAAAAAUGGUUUACCCCCUUUUAAUUGUCUAACAUAGACGACAAGCCUGAUAAACCAGAGAAGGCUCUUAAUGGAGAUGAGAAGGCAGAUUCUGGUGUGGAGACCCAGAACAGUGAAGGCAAUGCUGAGGAAGAGGAACCUGUGGUGGCCAACGUUUACUACGACAAGACUAAGUCCUUCUUUGACAACAUCUCUUCUGAUGAUACAAGGCAUGUUCCUUAUUUUUGCUCUCUUGACCGAUUUUUGUAUUUUUAUUUAUGUGCUUUGUGGUAUUGAUAUUGUCUUAUACUAAUGGAAAUCCAAAGCAUGUCUGUUAGAUUAGGUUAGUCUUUGGCAUUAAAUGUCUCAUUUUGUAUUUACAGGAAAGCAGCUGAGAGAUCUGGAGGUUCAGGAUUCCCAAGGAGGCAGACUUGGGCUGAGGAGAGGAGGAUGAAUUCGGAGACCUUUGGCAUCCCACUGAGGCACAACCGAGGCCGAGGAGGCUUCAGAGGAAGUCGUGGCGGCAUGGGCUUCCGCGGGGGCAGAGGGCGUGCCAUGAGCAGAGGUUCCUUUGGACCCCCCCGCGGGGCCCCUCCCGGCUUCAGGGGAGGAUUUCGAGGAAGCAGCAGAGGUGGCCGGGAGUUCGUUGAAUAUGAAUACAGGGUAAAUCAUUCCAUACCAUUUGGUUUACACCACAUGUACACAUUUUUGGUGAUUUUUAUUAUUCAAAAGUUAAAUGUACAUAGGCACACACUUGCAACAAAGGACAAGGCAACCCAACAUCACACUUAUGAUGCAAGUUAAGUUCAAUAUGAUGCAAGUCUGUCUCGAUAUAAAAUGCUGGAUGUGUGUGCACAAGUCUAAACAUGUUUUGCUUUAUUCCAGAAGGAUAACAAAGUGGCCGCGUAGUGCACUAGAGAGACGGAUCCACCAAGAAUUGUAGCCCUUCAUGGUCCAGAAAUAUGAAGACAUACUCUGUAAAUUUCCCACCAGCACUGGGGUUGACUGCUUGAUUUCAACGGGUGUGAAUGCAGCCUCUUUACCAAUUUAUCUUUUUCAAAAAAAAUACAACAAAGGAAUAUAAUGUGCUUUUGAAAAUUUGAGCGUUGUUUGAUAUUAUACAGUAAUCAGAGGGACAAGAACUUGUGUAAAUACCGUACUCCAGUGGAAUUAUUCAGUAUUUUUGCAUCUAUUUGAGUUCUUUUCUUACUAAAAUUGUAUUUGAUAAUGUUCUGUUAUGUGUAAAGAUGUAUGCAGAAGCCCGCUGAUACUGUGAGUACUUUGAUCACUGAAAAUAGCUUUAUUUUUGGGAUAUAUCCUGUAAUGUACCUUAGGAGCACUAAAAUCCUACAUAGCCUGUCGGGGUCACAGUUCGUUUUUUAUAUUCUCUCCUAGUCUACAUAUCUCCGUAGCCAUUUAUCCUGUAUUUUGACGUUCUGCUGUACUUUGCCAAGUUUCUUAGUCAGAGAAAUCUCAUGUUUCAGUGUUCCUGCUAAAAGACUCAAAUGUAAAUGUUCUUGGGGUACAUCAAGUAGAUAAGUGGUUUACGUCAUAGUCUCACUUUGGUUUUUGGUUGUAGAGAUCCUGCUUUCAAAUGAAGGUAGACAGUUCAGACCUUUAACAUAAGCUAUUUAUACAAGAUCAGAGUAGGUCAGUCAUCCUGAAAACACUUUGGAUUAUGGUGCAUUUGCACUUAUCGGGAUAAUUUCUGUUUUAUAAUCUUGCUGAAUAUUGAAUGAAUGUAUUUCUAGUGCAUCGCGCUGUUAUUUCUGCCCCAAAGAUAUUGUGUGGUUGCCACUUAACUUCUGGUUUUAGAAAUGCAUAUGAAUGCAGGGAUUCAGAGCUGUUGGGAAGUUUUCUCUUCCCCUAAGAAUGACCAGUGUUGUUUCCCAACACCCGCUAAUGCUGGUCGCCAAAUAGAGGUAAUGUUGGGAAGGACUGCAGUCUUUGUGAUUCAGUGAUGGGGUGCGCUGCACAUAUUUGCUCUUGCAUAAUUUUGUUAAAUGUAGUGUUGGUAACUAUUGCCCUUUUAGUGUAGUCGAUGUAGUCAAAGGAGGCUUUUCUGCAACAAUCAUGGCUAAACUUGGAGCAUCAUAGUCAUUAGAAAUGGCUAUCUAGCCUUCUCCAUCUCCCCAGCGCUUGAAUAUGCAUUGAAAUAACUGCCAUGUUUUAACUAGCCGCUUAACAAGUGUCUAUGGAAUUAAAUAAUUGUUGACCUCUAAAUGUUUGCCCUGAAAGAGAAGAUGGCUUGACUCUGGCCUAGACUGCUGUGUAACCAGAUGUAUCUUGUCCCCAGUAUGCCAUAGGACCUGAGCAUUGGACUACUUUUUCUCAGUUUGUUUCAAAACAAUUUGCAAUUCAAGUGUUACUGAUGUAUGUUGACAUUUUUCUAGCAGACAGUCUUGCUUUACCUGAUGGUCUAUUGGCAUGCUUGCCCUUGUAUGGUGUUGCAUCUAAAACAAUCUGGUGUGCUCAACUCUAAACAUAAUGAUGCUGGUGUUUUUGUUUUUCAGUCCCACUAAUGCAACUUCCCGGGAAUAAGUCUCGUUCACCAGCUGUAUGGACAGCGUAGUAGCCUGGCACAGAAGUGAUUCUCAUCCAAGCUUGUCCUGAAAAGAGAAAUUGAGUACUGCCCGUCUAUUCGUUGACGUGACAAAAGAUGUUGGGGGAGAGUAAGGGCUGUAUAACUUGGGGAAAAUCUUCAGAGAUAAUAUUCUGCACAGCUAGAUUUGGGUAUAUGUUUUUAGAUUUAUUUUGUUUAAGUUCAACCACUAAGUUUACAUGAUGUUGAAGGAAACAAAAUUAAUUAACUUGUUGGAAAAAGUUAGAUAAAAGAAAAGUAGUGAAGUUACUCCAGACCUUAACCAAUCUACUAAGCUUCUGGAAGAAUUCCUAGUGAUCAAAUUCCAGCAUUUGUAAUAAACCGCAUCGGUGCCCUAAGCGUGCUAUGUUUGUCCCUUUCCCUAUGCUUGGGGAAGUCUAUUGAGCUAUGUCUAUUGUCCAGCACUAGCAGUUUGGAGGAUUGUCCAUAUAAUCACACCUAAGAUAAAGGGAUGUGAACUGGAUGUUGAGGCCAGCGGAGAAUGGGGUGGAUUGUUUGAUGUUCUCACUUUUUGUCACUAUGUUCGGGAGUGCUAGAAGGAGGGGAUAUGUAUUUAUAUUUCUCUCUAUUGACCUACAGUAUGAUGACAAUAUGUAAGAUGUACUAUUUGACUAUUUGAAAACACUACAAGAUAAACCUGAUCUAGAUCAUACAAAAUGUUGGCAGCUAGGCCAAUAUAUCCUGUAGUUCAUAAAUGUGCAUUUUUACUGAAUAGUUGUACAGAUUGAUAAUACAGAGCAAUGUAUGGCAGCCUUAGCCCUGUGAGAUCAGGAUGGUUUGUACGAGGUUAUGGCAGCCUUGCCUUGUCAUAAAACACAAAACAGUGACUGAACAAGGAUUAUACACAGGAGCCUGGGCAGUUGCAAUAGCCACAUUUGGUGUAAGGUCCAGAGCUCAUUUGAGAUUUCAAACAGUACAUAUUACCUACAUAUUGCUGUUAAGUUUUGAUUACAUUAGUUACUCCUUCUGACUUCUGGAAUAAUAAAGCCAGAUAUUGUUUCUAAAUAAAGCAGUUGAACAGCAUGGUGUACUUCAAGUGGGCUGCCCUCUGCAGACAGGUUUUUACUCAAGAUAAAAAUAAACAAUUGUUCAAUAGCCA
This is a messenger RNA of Coregonus sp. 'balchen', 6790 nucleotides long. The record is from the annotation of a GenBank genome assembly. Lineage: Eukaryota; Metazoa; Chordata; Actinopteri; Salmoniformes; Salmonidae.